CAGACUGAGUGCUGUGCUAAUGGACUGCCAAUUGUGAGUUUUGUUUAUUGUGCCAUUGUAGCCUCUCACUGCAGAAAGUGGGAACAAAAAACAGCCGAGAUGACAAGCAACUGUUCAUUCGAGGAGGUGGACAACCUGAUGAAACACCUGGAGCUGGUGAUCUACGUGCCCAUAUUUCUGUUUGGUUUGGUCCUCAAUGUUGUGGCAUUACUGGUGUUUUGUGUCUUCCUUCGCAAAUGGACUGAGUCAACAAUCUACAUGACCAAUUUGGCUCUGAUGGACGUGUUCCUUCUCAUCCCCCUGCCCUUCAAAAUGCAUGCCACUAACCACCUCUGGCAUCACGACCUUCAUCCGCUCUGCUCGUUCUUGGAAAGCCUCUAUUUCAUUGGGAUCUACGGCAGCAUCUACACCAUCAUGUGCAUUGCUAUGGACCGCUGGGUGGCUAUCCGGCACCCGUUCAGAGCCAAGCAGCUGCGCUCACCCAAAAAGGCUCUGGGGAUGUGUGUGAUGGUCUGGGCAGUGGUGCUGGCAGCAAUCUCCCCAGCAAUUUCUGGCUUUCGGAACAAUGAGCAGAGAGAUUUCCACUGCUUCCACGGAUUCUCCGAGAAAGGCUGGAGCCCUCUGGUGAUCAUCUGUCUGGAGGUGUUUGGGUUCCUUGGACCAGCGCUGGUGCUGGUUUACUGUUCGGUCCAGACCAUCUGGACGCUUCAGGAGUCGGGCCAACACAGCCCCCGGAGUAGGGCCUGUGUGAAGAUCAUCUACAGCAGCCUGUGCGCCUUCCUGGUACCUUUCACCCCGAGCCAUCUGGCCAUACUGCUGCAGUUCCUGGUGCGCCAGGGUGUGAUUGAGGAGUGCGGCAUGAAGACCAGGAUCAGCUUGUUCAUACAGAUCGCCAUGAGCCUGUCCAACAUCACCUGCUGUCUGGAUGCUCUGUGUUACUACUUCAUCGCCCAUGAGGUGAGGAGCAGCAACCGGAGUUUCAGGUUGUCUACGAUCAGCCAGAGACGAGCCACCUGCAGCACCUCAGAGGUCUGAGCACGGACAGUUGCUUUCCUCUAAGGUUUUGAAAGAGUAGUGAAACUGGAGAGGCACCAGUCAUUUGGUGUGUGAGCAUUCUGCGAUGCCACCAUACAUUAUUACUGUUUCACAUUUCAACAAGAUGAUAGUUAGGUAUAGUGUACUGUGCAUGGCUCUGAGAGGUAAAAUAUAAAAUACAAUGUGCUUAAGUAUCAUUAAACCACACCACUGAAAAACAAUGCUUGCAAGAAAUGUGGCAAAGAAUCUGACGUCGAACCCGACCACAAAUGAUCUGGUUCAAUGACAGGAAACUAGCACAGCAGUCCCUUUUGUGUCUCUAUAAUCAGCUCUGCCGCCCAACAUCUU
Myripristis murdjan (pinecone soldierfish) is the source of this 1383-nucleotide messenger RNA. RefSeq names its product G-protein coupled receptor 55. The coding region runs from base 100 to 1035 and encodes 311 amino acids. Gene Ontology annotation, cellular component: plasma membrane. The record is from RefSeq and is a predicted model, not a curated record. Lineage: Eukaryota; Metazoa; Chordata; Actinopteri; Holocentriformes; Holocentridae. The transcript has 4 exons. Gene Ontology annotation, molecular function: G protein-coupled receptor activity. Gene Ontology annotation, biological process: phospholipase C-activating G protein-coupled receptor signaling pathway; positive regulation of Rho protein signal transduction.